UGCUAUCAGCGUCGCUGGCUAAGUGGUUGAACAUGGAGAGAGGAUGUUAUUUUACCUCGUUGGCAUCUUAUACUUGUGUGGGUUUCUUAGAAAUGAAGUUCUGCCCUUCCAGCUCCCAGGUGUGCAGCAUUUGGAUGGCUUUUGUCUUCUAGAGGACAGUAGCGCAGCUCUCAGACUCGACCCGGAGACCCUGAGUCACCAAAGGCAGAAGCAGAAGUUACUGGAGACAGAGAUCAGCACCAGAAGGAAGGAGUGUGAAGCACUCGAGGCAGAGGUGAAGAAAAAGAAUCAAACAUGUCAGACUUUGGAGAAUGAGCUUCAAGAUUUCCUCCAGGAGAACAAGCACUUGAACCUCCAGUUGUUCAACAGCAGCCACAAGGCGUCUGAGUAUGAGAAGGUGAAGUCUGAGUAUGCCAAGCUCAAAGAGACCCUUGGUGCUGUGACGCAGGAGAGAGAUUUAGCCCUGUGGGAGAGGAACCAGCUCCAAGACAAACUGGAGAACCUAGAGCAGGUGCUCAAGCAUAUGCGCGAGGCUGCGGAGCGGAGGCAGCAGCUAGAGUUGGAGCAUGAGCAGGCCUUGGCUGUACUCAAUGCAAAGCAGCAGGAGAUUGACCUUCUUCAGAAGGCUCAGGUUGAGGCUAAAAAGGAACAUGAAGGCGCUGUCCAUCUGUUAGAGAACCACUUGGACAGCAUGCAGGCCAAAGUUCGCGAGCUGGAGGAAAAAUGUCGGACUCAGAGUGAGCAGUUCAACCUCCUGUCAAAAGAGCUGGAGAAGUUCCGGCUGCAGGCCGGGAAGUUCGACAUCCUCAGCACUGAACCCUUAACUUUAUGUGAAUCUCCCGGGUCACCUAACAAAUCCCUGUCACAGCUCCUUAAUGGACUGGCUGCCCCCAUAGGAAAAGGCAAUGAGGCUCCAACAAGCAGAUCUUUGAUAUCUGAGUUCAUCCGACCGCUCCAGAUCAGUGGAGACAAGCCGGAGCUCCUCUCCGUCAAGCCAACAUUCCUCACUCGCAGUCGAGCACGCAGCCCGGCGCGGAUGGACAAAGAGCUCAGCUCAACUACCAGGUCCAAGCCGAGGUUCACAGGGAAGGUUCGUCUGUGCAUCGCUCGGUACAGUUACAAUCCUUACGAUGGGCCUAACGAGCAUCCUGAGGCAGAGCUCCCCCUGGUGGCCGGGAAGUACCUCUACGUUUACGGGACGAUGGAUGAGGACGGUUUUUACGAAGGAGAGCUGCUGGACGGACAGCGGGGACUCGUCCCAUCCAAUUUUGUGGAUUUUGUCCAAGAUGAGGAGACGCCGUCUGUCCAACACAGGGACACAGUAGCUAAAGAACCUGGCUACCUCAACCACAGUAGCCUGGGGCCUCAGAGACUGGGGGUCGGCACAGGGACGGGAACAGGCAUAAGCAGCUUGCUGUCUGACAGUAAACUAGACUGUCUGAGCACCAGCAGCUUGGGCAUGGACCUCCUGGGCUCCUCCAGCAACGGGACAGGAACUUUGGAUGUCAGCAUUGACGAGGUCGGUGAAGACAUUGUGCCUUAUCCCCGCCGCAUCAACCUGAUUAAACAACUUGCCAAGAGUGUGAUUAUUGGCUGGGAUCCUCCUGUGGUCCCACCGGGCUGGGGCUCCAUCAGUGGCUACAAUGUCUUGGUGGAUAAGGAGUUACGCAUGAGUGUCCCCUACGGGGGCAGGACAAAGUCUCUUAUUGAAAAGCUCAAUCUGGCCACCAACACCUACCGUAUCUCAGUGCAGAGCAUCACCGACCGUGGCCCGUCGGACGAGCUGCGGUGCACUAUGCUCGUGGGAAAGGAUGUGGUGGUGGCACCUUACUACCUGCGGGUGGACAGCAUCACGCAGGUCUCCGCUGAGCUCUCCUGGAUGCCCAGCAACAGCAACUACAGUCACACCAUCUUCCUCAACGGUGCAGAGUACGACAUGGUCAAGGCGGGGGGUUAUAAGUACAAGUUCUUCAACUUGAAGCCCAUGACAGUUUACAAGGUGAAGGUUGUGGCGCAGCCGCAUCAGGUGCCUUGGCAGCUUCCGAUGGAUCAAAGGGAGAAGAGGGAAAUCUCUGUGGAGUUCUGCACUCAGCCUGCAGGGCCCCCUCUCCCUCCCCAGGAGGUGCAGGUCCAGUGUGGUCAGACGCCCGGGGUCCUGCAGGUCAGAUGGAAGCCGCCGCCUCUGACGUCUUCAGGGACCUCCAACGGGGCCAGUGUGAUUGGUUAUGCCGUGUGCACAAAGGGACAAAAGAUAGCAGAGGUCUUAUACCCCACAGCAGACUAUGUGACCGUGGAGUUAAACAGGAUUCAGUGUCUGGAGGCCAGGGAAGUCAUUGUAAGGACGUUGUCAACACAAGGAGAGUCCCAGGACUCGCCCGUGGCCAUCAUCCCGCACAAUCUCUUGGUCCCACCCGGUCCUCAUUUCCAGCGCCACCCCAUGCCCAAGUCCAAACUGUUAGUAAGUGCCAGAGAGCCAGAAACCAAAGAGCAUGAGGUGGGCCUGCGAUCGGCCCAGCCCUGGGAGCGAUCCCCCUCUCCGCUGCCUGCCAUGCACGGAUCCAACCUGGAGCCGCCGCACUUCCAGCCCCGGCGAUCGCCCUCUCCUCAGAGGAUCCUGCCGCAGCCUCAGGGAGUCCCCAUCCCCAACACCAUUGCCAAGGCCAUGGCCAGGGAAGCUGCCCAGAGAGUGUUUGCUGAGGGCAACCGGGUUGAGAAAAGGAAUAUCUUCAGUGAGCGAGGUAACGCCUUGCAUCCACUCAACUCUGAUGAGGAGGAGGACGGCUAUGACUCUCCUCAUGCGAGGAGGAGAGGAGCCUCGGUGGACGAAUUCCUCAGAGGCUCCGAGCUGGGCAGACAGCACCAUCAUCACCACUACAGCCACAGCGAGGAGUACCACACGGAGAGCAGCCGGGGUUCUGACCUGUCUGACAUCAUGGAGGAGGACGAGGAAGACCUGUACUCUGAGAUGCAGCUGGAGGAAGGCCGCAGGCGCAGCAUCAACUCUCACAACACUCUCAAGAUCAUUGGGAACUCGCCGUCACAUGGAAGCGCCGAUCGUCUGGACCACUCAGGGAGGAGGCUGGUUCACAUCGGCACCCCCCCUCAGCAACGGCCCAUCCCAUCCAUUGAGAUCACCAUGGACAGUAACAGUGAGGGGAGUGAGGGGAACCUCUCACCCGUCAAGGAGGAUGUUUACUAUGGCAGUGUAGCUCGGCGCAGGAUAUGGCGAUCUAUGUCCUCAGAGGAUCAAUAUGACGGCUAUGGCGGGCGCAGGCACGGGCGGGGACGGCGCUCCCUGGAUUACUACGAGGAGUCGGAGCCGGAGGAGCUGACCCGCGUGUUUGUGGCUCUCUUUGACUACGACCCCAUGUCCAUGUCGCCCAACCCCGACGCUGCUGACGAGGAGCUGCCGUUCAAGGAGGGCCAGAUCAUCAAGGUGUUUGGGAAUAAAGACACGGAUGGCUUCUACAGGGCAGAGAUCCGAGACCGGGUGGGUCUGAUCCCCUGUAACAUGGUCUCCGAGAUCCAAACGGAGGAUGACGAAAUGAUGGACCAGCUGCUCAAACAGGGUUUCCUGCCACUCAACACUCCUGUGGAGAAGUUAGAGAGGAACAGGCGGAGCGGCCGUCAGCAUCCGAUGUCGACUCGGAGGAUGGUGGCUCUGUAUGACUACGACCCCCGAGAGAGCUCCCCUAACGUUGAUGUAGAGGCUGAGCUGACUUUCUGCGCCGGAGACGUCAUCAACGUGUUUGGUGAAAUAGACGAAGACGGCUUUUACUAUGGCGAGCUCAAUGGACACAAGGGACUUGUUCCUUCCAACUUUCUAGAAGAAGUGCCUGAUGAUGUAGAGGUUUUUCUCACGGACUCACCAUCUCGUUACGCCCAGGACACUCCAGCACGGAUAAAGACCAAAAGGGUUCCAUUGGAAAAAUCGGGUCCGCCCAGAAGAGCAGCCUCUCCCACAGUGCGUCCACACAUCCCUGGCUCUGGCCCUGCCACCGUGGGGCCCGGCAGUCCCAUCAGGGCCCCACUGGACAUGUACUCCUCCAAAAAGAAAAAGGGACUGCUCUCCAAAGGGAAGAAACUUUUGCAAAGACUUGGCGCUGUAAAAUAAUUUCUCGACAUCCACUUUGUGUUAAAAAAACAAAAAAGAUAACAGUUGACAGGUGGCAUUUGUGAGCUUAGCAGAUGCUUUAUUCUUCUACAUCUGUUGUAUACUAUAUUUGUAUUUUGUUAACAGUAUCAACUACAUAUUUUCAAUAAGACAUUUCAUAUUAUGGUCCCGAGACCUCUCGGUGCGGGCCGAUGUAGUCGUGAGCGUCUUACCUCCGAGGCUCUGGCUGAUGAAGUUUUGCCGUGCACAGACACCGAGCCCGGGGCAUUCUCCUUUUCGCACUUGGUCAAGUUUGACGGCACUUAAUGCACCAGAUUACGAGUGUGACCAGUGUCUCUGCGUACAGAAAGCAGAAUGUCAUCCAGACACAGAGGGCUCAAUUCAACCUCUGAGUCCGUUUAGGAUCCGAACAGAAAGUUGGACAUGGAGGGCCUCGACUCGAAAACGGCCGGUCGCUAAUGACGCGAGAGGUUUGCAUGCUUUACUUCAGCACAUUCCCUCCUGAUCCCUCGAGUGCGUGCCACGCGAGGGGCUCGGCGUGGACCCUGGAGCGUGCAGUACUUUAAAACGGCGUGGCUGACCUGCUGUGCAGUAUACUGUGACAAAUCAACAGUUAACUCCUGUUCUGCCCCAUUUCAACAACUGUGACGGAGGCAAGAGUUCCCCCGCAAACAUGUCAGACACCUACAAAACAAGCACACGCUGUACCUACUACAGGGCCUCUGCAGUAAAAUCAGCCUGAAUGGAAAUGCCUAGUCAAUCCAACCUCCAUGUAUUUGCCUUAUAAUCGCACAAUGGUUAGUACGUCGUCCGGUAGAGCGUGCACUUCCAUGCCUACUGCUCGUUUAUGUUGUUACUUCAUAAAACAAGAUCUGUUUGCAGAUGUUAAUCCUGACUCGUGAUGUGCAGGGUAUCGUGUGACUGUCGUGAUUCCCCCAUAGGACCAGAGCUUACAUUUAACCGUCCGUCGCCCACAGUUCAGCCCAAAAAACAAAUGGUUAUUUGUUAUUUUAGAAAAUAUUGAAAAAGCCAGAAAGGGCAAAAGUUCUCCCUGUGCACCAGUUUUUUGGGCCUCUGAGAAAACGAAGGCACUUUAUUUUGAUUUGAGUUCACUGUUUUUGAUGCCACACUGAUGCACAUCUGAUUUAAAGCAGCCUGCUCUACAAAGGAAGCGACGCUACACGAACAGAUUUUAAAAAAACGAGUGGUCGAUCUGUGCGAUUUAGCAUCGGCAGACUGACUUCUGCGGUACUGCGUUUGAUUCCUAACAUGCAACACUUUUGGGCUUCGCUAGAAGACUAAAGGUUUGACUGUUUUCACAGAAGUUAAUGGUGAGACACAAGGCUACCUCUACGCUGCCCCUCUACCCGUCUACCCCCAAAUCUAUUGAUCUGAAAUAUGUUUAUUCAAGCCAAUCUGUCAUCAAUGCCUGUUCAGUGUGUCCCGAGUUAUGUUGGUGCAGGAUACAAGUACUGUAUAUCAAUAUAUAUAUAUAUAAAUCUAUCUACACCUUAAUGUAGAGUAGUGAAUGUAUGAUGAAUUGAAAGCCAAUGUAUUUUCAAAGCUGCCCAAAAGGAUUGUGCAGAUGUCCGUCUUUGUGCGUGAAAUGAAACAGUCCACCUUUAUUUCCUCACAUCAUCCUGUUUUCCAUGUCAUCCUCACGUAUUUUCAAAUCGAGCCUAUUUUUUCUACACACACACACACACACACACACGAGUUGAACUGAAACUGCCAAAAAAGAAUGUAUGCAAAACAUUCUGUAAUACUUUCUGUACAAUUCUCGGCCAACAGCCAUGUCAACCUACGGUAAACUAAUGUACAUCUUUUCCUAUUCCUGGACCACGUCUUCAGACAUUGCUUCUGUUCAUUUUGAGUGACUGUUGCUCUUUUUGUACUUAAUCCAUUUGUAAAAUUGUUUUUAAAUGUUUAUACUUGAUUUUCAAACUGCCUUUUUUGUACAUUUAACUUUAUAAUCAAACAGUGCAAGCUUUCCCCAUGGUGUCUUGAAGACCAUAUUGUUUAAAAGUCUGCAGUUGUGUGCUAGCUUUAUGAUAAGAAUUAUCAGCCUAUAUUGAUGGUUACAAAUUAUUG
This is a messenger RNA of Chelmon rostratus (copperband butterflyfish), 6205 nucleotides long. RefSeq names its product RIMS binding protein 2b (gene rimbp2b). Lineage: Eukaryota; Metazoa; Chordata; Actinopteri; Chaetodontiformes; Chaetodontidae. Gene Ontology annotation, biological process: neuromuscular synaptic transmission. The record is from RefSeq and is a predicted model, not a curated record. Gene Ontology annotation, molecular function: protein binding. The transcript is spliced from 27 exons. The coding region runs from base 44 to 4114 and encodes 1356 amino acids.